Penicillium nucicola is the source of this 540-nucleotide messenger RNA. RefSeq lists its product as uncharacterized. The record is from RefSeq and is a predicted model, not a curated record. Lineage: Eukaryota; Fungi; Ascomycota; Eurotiomycetes; Eurotiales; Aspergillaceae. Gene Ontology annotation, molecular function: heme binding; oxidoreductase activity, acting on paired donors, with incorporation or reduction of molecular oxygen; monooxygenase activity. The transcript is spliced from 2 exons. The coding region runs from base 1 to 540 and encodes 179 amino acids.
AUGCUCGCCUGGUUCUUGUUCGGCAGUGCCGUGGCCUAUAACUUGGUCAUGAUCAUUUAUCGUCUUCAGUUCCAUUCACUCCGUCGAUUUCCGGGUCCUCGUCUUGCUGCUGCGACGGGGCUCUAUGAGAUCUACUUUUCAGCCUGGGGCCCUGGCUUCUUCGAAAAUGAGAUCCACCAGAUGCACCAGAAAUACGGUCCUGUGGUUCGCAUUACCCCGGAUGAGGUUCAUGUCCAGGAGCCAUCUGGGUCUGUGAACUAUGCCGACUGCUGGAUUAAGGGGACGCGGGCAUUGGAGGCAGGCCGUCCAUUGCGACACACCCAUUUCCAAAUCAGGAAGCGAUCCAUGUCUCGAGUUCGGUCUUUGAUUCGUGUGGAGGUCCACCAGAUCAUCUGCGGUCUGAUCGAGAAGCACCAGGUACAUAAGGUGUUUAGGACCAGACUGCCACAUUUCAUUCCACUCUUGCAUCAGCCAGUCAAAGAUGAGGAGGAGGUUCCAGUCUCAGAUAUUCUCCCGACAUCUGGUUCUCGGAGUAAUUGA